Molecule: messenger RNA, 1338 nt
Organism: Phaeodactylum tricornutum CCAP 1055/1
Lineage: Eukaryota; Bacillariophyta; Bacillariophyceae; Surirellales; Neidiaceae
Exons: 1
Coding region: 117-1217 (366 amino acids)
Biological process (GO): negative regulation of DNA-templated transcription
Cellular component (GO): nucleus
Molecular function (GO): transcription corepressor activity
Source: RefSeq, a predicted model, not a curated record
CUGUGAUUUCGGCGGCUGCAGUAAAAUAUUUAUAUACCACCACCACCACUGUAAGAGCACGAUCGGGAUACAUAACAGUCGCCAGAUCACAACUCGUUCCCAAAGCCUAAGCUAGUAUGGUUGCUGGACUCAAGUUCCUCUCGAAAAAGUCUUUCAAUCCCCAAAAUCUAACGAAUCAAAAGAGAGUCUGGGAACGCCAAGAACGAACCAAACAGGAAGAAAAGCGUGUCCAACAACGUGCCCGGCAGCUCCAGCGAGAGAGAGAUGACGAAGAACUCGCCAAGUCGCGAGGUGAUCAGCCAAAACUUGCUUUUCUCUACAAACCGCCACCCGGGCUGGAAGGAAAGGCCAAUCCCAACCAGAGAGGACCAGCGGUGGACUUGAAGGAGACACCUGCCGCACAUACGGAAACUGGUAGGAACGAUUUCGUUGAACGUCAACCCGGUGACAACGAUGCAGCCGCAGCGUUUCGUCAAAUGCUUGCCGCUGCUGCGGCUCCUAACUAUAACGACGAUAACGCCUCCAACGACGAGGCACCCUUCUCGACCAAAACCAUAUUUGGAACGGUCUUGCAAGGAACGUCGGUAGAAGCCACGCGCGAAAAGAAAACAAUGUCCGCCUUGGAAAAGGCCGUUGGGCGGAAUCACGAUAAAAAUACGGUCACGCUGGAUGAGCAGAUCCAACGCUUUCCUGCGCUGGCCAACGCACCACGGGUCAAAGGAGUGGACGAAACUUCGAGUGCCGUUCAAUUCAAACCGCUGGGCACCCAAAUCCGGAAUGUGCGCUGCCUGAAGUGUGGCGUAUGGGGACAUAGUCGGGGUGACCGGGAAUGCGAGCUGUCUGGAUGGAAUCCGUUUAAUUUACGUGGUAGUGCACCUUCGGCAACCAGUAUUAUGCCGAAGAAAGCUGUCGACAAAGACGGGAAAUCAGUUGAAAAAGAAACGAGUCAUCGCGCACGAGAAGAACGCUAUUCACAUUCAGAUGAAUGCAGCUCCAGUAGCGAUACCAGCGAGGAAAACAGAAGACGACGAAAAUACAAACGAAGGAAGCAAGAGAGACACUCAUCCGUGGACAAGGAACGGCACAAAUCGUAUAACAGAAAACGUAGCCACCGAGACGACACCGAUGUAACUGCGGACUCUGAUAAGGUUAGGCGACGUCGCUCGCGAAAGCAGUCAAGACGUGACGACAGUGGUAGGCGGAACGGUUACCGCUAAGUGGCUUGACAGAGCAAUUCUACCUUUCUUAAACCAACUAUCUAGGCCGCAUCCGGCUUGACCUUAGUAUGUACAUUAAAAAGCGUAGAGUGGAACUAGAUAAGUCGAUAGUUUGAUCGUA